AUGCACAGGGAGGCCAUUGUUAUCUUCACCACCUUGUCUGGCUCCAAGCAUAUGGUGGACCUGAAAACUCUCAACCUUUUUGCAAGAAUGCCAAAUGCAUUCUCUACGAAAAGGAGAGGAAGAGAUGGAAUCAAAUGUCACCGCUGUCAGCACUGUGACAAAUCCUUCACAAGAUGUGGAUCUUUGAAGAUUCAUCAGAGAGUUCACACUGGAGAGAAACUGUACAGGUGUGAACUGUGUGGGAAAACUUUCACUGCAUCAGGUCACCUAAAACACCACCAACGUGUUCACACUGGAGAGAAACCAUACUGGUGUGAUCAGUGUGGGAAAACUUUCACUGCAUCAAGUGACCUGAAAACACACCAACGUGUUCACACUGGAGAGAAACCGUACAGGUGUGACCAGUGUGGGAAAGCUUUCACUACAUCAGGUAACCUAAAAAAACACCAACGUGUUCACACUGGAGAGAAACCAUACAGCUGUGACCAGUGUGGGAAAACUUUCACUGUAUCAAGUGACCUGAAAACACACCAACGUGUUCACACUGGAGAGAAACCGUACUGGUGUGAACAGUGUGGAAAAACCUUUUCUCGAUCAGGUGCCCUGCAAAACCACCAACGUGUUCACACUGGAGAGAAACCUCACUGGUGUGAACAGUGUGGAAAAACCUUCGCUACAUCAAGUCACCUAAAAAUCCACCAACGUGUUCACACUGGAGAGAAACCGUACUGGUGUGAACAGUGUGGAAAACGUUUCGCCCAAUCAGGUACCCUAAAAAUUCACCAACGUGUUCACAACAGGAGAAAAUGUCACCGCUGUCAGCACUGUGACAAAUCCUUCACAAGAUGUGGAUCUUUGAAGAUUCAUCAUAGAGUUCACACUGGAGAGAAACUGUACAGGUGUGAACUGUGUGGGAAAACUUUCACUUCAUCAGGUCACCUAAAACACCACCAACGUGUUCACACUGGAGAGAAACCGUACUGGUGUGACCAGUGUGGGAAAACUUUCACUGCAUCAGGUAACCUAAAAAUACACCAACGUGUUCACACUGGAGAGAAACCAUACAGCUGUGACCAGUGUGGGAAAACUUUCACUACAUCAGGUGACCUGAAAACACACCAACGUGUUCACACUGGAGAGAAACCGUACAGGUGUGACCAGUGUGGGAAAGCUUUCACUACAUCAGGUAACCUAAAAAAACACCAACGUGUUCACACUGGAGAGAAACCAUACAGCUGUGACCAGUGUGGGAAAACUUUCACUGUAUCAAGUGACCUGAAAACACACCAACGUGUUCACACUGGAGAGAAACCGUACUGGUGUGAACAGUGUGAAAAAACCUUUUCUCGAUCAGGUGCCCUGCAAAGCCACCAACGUGUUCACACUGGAGAGAAACCUCACUGGUGUGAACAGUGUGGAAAAACCUUCGCUACAUCAAGUCACCUAAAAACUCACCAACGUGUUCACACUGGAGAGAAACCGUACUGGUGUGAACAGUGUGGAAAACGUUUCGCCCAAUCAGCACACCUGGACAUUCAUCAGAGAGUUCACACUGGAGAGAAACUGUACAGCUGUGACCAGUGUCGGAAAACUUUUACUCAGUCAGGUAGCCUAGAAGUCCACAGACGUAUUCACACUGGAAAGAGACCAUACAGAUGUGACCAGUGUGGGAAAACUUUUACUCAGUCAGGUAGCCUAGAAGUCCACAGACGUAUUCACACUGGAAAGAGACCAUACAGAUGUGACCUGUGUGGGAAAACUUUUACUCAGUCAGGAAGCCUAGAAAUCCACAGACGUGUUCACACUGGAGAGAAACCGUACAGCUGUGAUCAGUGUGGGAAAGCUUUCGCUAGAACAGGUGACCUGGCAAAGCACCUGCGUGUUCACACUGGAGAGAAACCGUACAGCUGUGACCAGUGUGGGAAAGCUUUCGCUACAACAGGUGACCUGGCAAAGCACCAGCGUGUUCACACUGGAGAGAAACCGUUCAGCUGUGACCAGUGUGGGAAAGCUUUCGCUACAACAGGUGACCUGGCAAAGCACAGGCGCAUUCACACUGGAGAGAAACCAUACUGGUGUGACCAGUGUGGGAAUGCUUUCACUACAUCAAGUGGCUUGGUAAAGCACAGACGCGUUCACACUAGAGAGAAACCGUACUGGUGAACGUUUGACGUGCUACAGCAAACUUUCAAUGAUUCACUCAUUGUUCUGCAUUAAUGGGUUAUGAUUAUUGACAACUUAGAACUUAGCAUUUACGUUCUAUGUUACCUUAAUUAUGCAGAUGACACAGAUUUACAUAAC
Molecule: messenger RNA, 2301 nt
Organism: Micropterus salmoides (largemouth bass)
Lineage: Eukaryota; Metazoa; Chordata; Actinopteri; Centrarchiformes; Centrarchidae
Product: zinc finger protein 883-like
Exons: 5
Coding region: 1-2163 (720 amino acids)
Biological process (GO): negative regulation of transcription by RNA polymerase II
Molecular function (GO): DNA-binding transcription repressor activity, RNA polymerase II-specific
Source: RefSeq, a predicted model, not a curated record